Molecule: messenger RNA, 276 nt
Organism: Eutrema salsugineum
Lineage: Eukaryota; Viridiplantae; Streptophyta; Magnoliopsida; Brassicales; Brassicaceae
Product: gibberellin-regulated protein 11
Exons: 2
Coding region: 1-276 (91 amino acids)
Source: RefSeq, a predicted model, not a curated record
AUGGCUGUAUUCAAAGUCAUGCUUGGUUCUCUUCUCAUAUCACUUCUUCUCCUCCACCUCGUCCACGCCGAUAUGGAUAUGUUUGGUAUUGUAGAUUGUCGGAGUAGGUGCAAAGCACGGUGCAGGCUCUCAAGUAGGCCGAACCUUUGUCACAGAGCGUGCGGGACUUGCUGCGCCAGGUGCAACUGCGUACCAGGUGGUACGUACGGAAAUUACGACCAGUGCAAGUGCUAUGCAAGCCUCACCACCCACGGUGGUCGCCGCAAGUGCCCUUAA